Molecule: messenger RNA, 1149 nt
Organism: Pistacia vera
Lineage: Eukaryota; Viridiplantae; Streptophyta; Magnoliopsida; Sapindales; Anacardiaceae
Exons: 2
Coding region: 53-937 (294 amino acids)
Source: RefSeq, a predicted model, not a curated record
UCAAACCAUAAAUUCUUUACCACUUCCUCAGAUUCGGAGAUGGUCAAAUAAAAUGACACAGUACAGUCUGAUAAAGUUCUCUCUGAAAGAAAAACCCAUGCCUUGCAGAGAUCUCUUCAAGUUAUUAAACAUUGAAUUUAAGAUUGAAAAGUGGUGGUCUAUGUCUCAGACACAAGUCUCGGAAGAUUUAAAAAAACUGAUAUUCAGGUAUUUCAAGAAAAAAGCUGCCCGAAUGGAAGAGAAAAGUAAAGUGUUCAUAAAAAUACUGCCUACAGCCAAAGCAGUAGCACGAGCAUCUGAGGAUCUGGAAAGAGGUGAUCCAAUUAUCAAUGAAGACAUUGGGAAGAGAAUUCUCUUCUGGCACAUUGUUACAGAAGUUUGGUACAACUUAGACGGAGGCAAUUCGGAGACUAAGCAGGAAUUUGUUCCCAUUAAGGUUCAUUGUAAAUUAAUCAAACAAAUCUCAAGAUAUAUGCUGUAUCUACUGGUUGUGCAUCCUGCAAUGGUAUCAAUUGGAUUGGCUCAGACUAGCUUUCAGGACAUAAGUGCUGUUGUUAGGGAUAUAGCUUCACCGGCAAGAGGAAAAAGCGAUAAACGAGGCCGGAAGAGGAAUAUUGAUAAAACCGCAGCAUCCAAAAGAUUGGCCGACUCGUGUUUUUUGGGAUUGGAAGGAGUCUUAGGGGAGGCAUUGGAGCAUAUUCAGAAGAUGACACAUGAAGAAAAGGAUUUGGCGGAGAAAUGGAACAAAAUUGGUUGCAUUUGGCUGGAAAUACUUGCUUCUGCAGCAAGUAAGUGUAAAGGGAGAGAGCAUGGGCAACAGCUUAGAAGUGGUGGAGAGUUUCUAACUCAUGCAUGGCUUCUCAUGGCACAUUUUGGCUUAACCGAUCACUUUCUACAGCCAAAUAAACAAGAAAUAGUGAGGCUCAUUGCCAAAUAAUUAAUCAACCAAGUGCCCUCAAAAAUAUUUCUUUGUUGUUUUUACCUCAUCGAUCACCAGAGACCUUUCUGUAAUCAUCCAAAUAAAUUUAAUUACUUCAGUUGUUGUAUUAAUAAUUUAUAAUUGAUUCUAUGUGUUCACAUCUAUAUCACCAUUUGGAUAAGGUGAAUUGAUCGGCUACUAUAAAAAUAAAAAUAAAAACAUAUUAUUUC